Lineus longissimus is the source of this 5935-nucleotide messenger RNA. RefSeq names its product protein unc-119 homolog B-like. Gene Ontology annotation, cellular component: cilium. Gene Ontology annotation, biological process: nervous system development; cilium assembly; lipoprotein transport. Bases 141 to 824 code for a protein of 227 amino acids. NCBI's taxonomy places the organism in Eukaryota, Metazoa, Nemertea, Pilidiophora, Heteronemertea, Lineidae. Gene Ontology annotation, molecular function: lipid binding. The transcript has 5 exons. The record is from RefSeq and is a predicted model, not a curated record.
AUUGGAAAACAAAGCUUUGCAGGUGAAAAAUUCUGUGGUGAACUAACCUUUGUUUAUCCUCAUAUUCUUGAGUUUAUCUCAUCGAAAAGACAAUUCGUAUUUGUACAAGUUAUGUGGAAUAUCGUUGGGUUAUAGCAGAAAUGAGUUCAAACGUCAAAACUGCCAGUAGUGGCAAAAAGAAAGGCGGUGGUUUUCUGGCCAGGCAAGCAAAAGCAAAGACAGAGAAAAACCAAGUGACAGAAGAGGAACUGCUGCAGAGAGAUUCAAUAAGUCCUGAUGAUGUUCUCAAAUUACAUAAGAUUUCAGAAAAUUAUCUGUGCCCUCCUGAGGCCAAUGUAUAUCAGAUCGACUUCACUCGAUUCAAGUUAAGAGAUAUGGAGACCGGAACGGUAUUAUUUGAAGUAGCCAAACCAGCUAGUUCAGAAAUUGAAGAAGAAGGUGAUGUAGAUACAGAGGAUGUGGACCCAAAUGCUGGCCGUUUUGUACGUUAUCAGUUCACGUCACAAUUUCUCAAGCUCAAAACAGUUGGUGCCACAGUUGAAUUUACCGUAGGAGACAAAUCUGUGAAUAAAUUCCGUAUGAUAGAACGACAUUACUUCCGAGAGAAGCUGCUGAAGAGCUUUGAUUUUGAGUUUGGCUUUUGUAUACCCAACAGUAAGAAUACUGUUGAACACAUAUAUGAAUUCCCCCAUCUAAAUUCGGAUGACAUUCAAGACAUGAUAGACCACCCAUAUGAAACACGUUCUGACAGUUUCUAUUUCGUAGACGAUAGGCUAAUAAUGCACAACAAAGCUGACUAUGCCUAUAAUGGAGGUACCCAGUAGGCAGAUUUGAGAUCACAUCAACAGCGGUUGAAUUGACCAUUCCUCCACAACCCGGCACCCCUGAUGUCUUGGCAUGAAACAGUCCAGUCCUUAUCAAAUGAGGAGAGUCAUGCAUCAUUUUAGAAGAGUUCAUGAAGUGUUAAGGGGUGUUUUUUUGGGUUGUCUUGUGUAAUGUUAUUAUUUAUUGCUGUAAAUAUGAAGAAAGAAAGAUCUAGUCUUAACUUCUAUAUGAUUGACUAAAAUCUGUAUGUCGGAGUAUUAGAAUGGUUCCUUCAGAUAUGCCUUAUUCUGGCUUUGUAUCUGCUAGGUUUUGCAUAAAUUGGCAUUAAAAUUUUGUGUGAAGUCAGUUGUGAAAAUGAACACGAAAUCCUGUCUACUACAUUGGUAGUAACCAUUGUAACAGGUGAUCAUUUGGGGUUAGGUCACAUUGAAUUCUGACUUGUGUAUUCUGGUAAUACUGUUAGAUAGCUGUGAAGUGCACACACUGACCAACUGCAUAACCUGGUGAAAUGGUGUGACAGACUUGAUCAGCUUACAAUGCAUAGUCUUACAAGUUUUCAACACAACUUAUUUCCUCUCCGAAAUGUCAUGUUCAGCAGCCAACAAUGAAUAAGAAGCAUUUGAAGACUAAUUUUGGUUGUACAUUUUGUGUACUGCUGCUGUCCCAGCAACCCAUAAAUAUGCAUAAUUCUUCCCUAACUAACUGUCAGUACCACAGGGGUCCAUCUAGUCAAUGUUGGAUGUUUCUAAAAGAAAUGAGCAUGGUAGGUCAGUCUGAGGCAGUUCUAACCCCGCCACAGUUGAAAGAAAACAUGUGUAAGUAUUUGAAUUGAUGUGUGGUGACCUUAUUCCUUUAGUUGUUGAGCAUUGUACCCUACCAGUCUUGUCGGUUGACUGAGUGGAAGGUGGUCUUUUUGUAUGGAAUGCUGUUUUGGUAGUGUGUAGAUAAGACACAUGGAAGUACUGAUAAGAACAAUAUGUAAAUAACUUGUACGUGUAUGUAAGUUUUAACAAAAGGACUUCUCUGCAAGUUAAAAAACAACUAAAAAAUAUCAAUAUUGUCUCGUACACAUAGUCUCUUGAUCUCUUAGUCUUUUUUGGGGAGCUCCUUGACAAGAAUGACUUUCAGAAGUUAUUUCAAAAGUUAUUUGAAAACUUCUUGUAUUGAUGUAUUCAGGCCAAAUAAGUUAAUCAUAGUAUUUUGUGGAAGAUUGAUUUUGCAGGAACAGAUUUAAGUUUGCUUUUGCUUUCAACAUUACAAAAUUAAUUUCCUGGCAUUCCAGUUGUGUUUAUUGCCAGAGACUAACAUUCGUGUCACAAUGCAUUUGGUUGCCAUUGGUGACAUGUUCAGCUUGUGGUGAUGUCAUUCAAUAUAUGACAAGUAAAUGCCAGUCAAAUGCAAAAGGAAAUUGACAUUAUAAAAAUCAUGAGCGCGGCAUCCAGCAACUGGGUUCAUUGCGCCAAUCCAAUGUUUCGAGGUUUUAUAUCAGCUGUGUAUCAUUAGGACUUGCUUGAGCAUUUGACUGACUUGUAUAAUUCCUGUGAUCCUGGUCGCAGUUCACAUGCAAGUGAUUUUAUCAUGUAUAUUCCAUCCAAUAAUUCAGUGUUUCAUGUUCUUGCCAUUCAAGACGGGUUGUAACAUUCAUCAAUUUCCUAUCAACUCAGAAAAACAUCAUCAUUGACUCAUUCAGUUAAGUGAAAUUUAGAGCUAUAACCAGGAGUCCCUUUAUAAGUGGUCUACAUCAUAUGAGAACAUAGCAAGUAAGCCCUAUUCGUCUCACCUUUGGAAUCGAUAAUGCAUGUGGCCUGUUAUGACUGUAAGUAUCAAUUGCAUGAAGUUUGCUAAAGAAAAGUGCGGGGGUUAAUUGUGUCACCUCGGUAGGCUAAAACACAAACUGUUGAUGAAAGAAAUGUCGGGAUGGGGGGGGGGGGUGUCAAUGUGUAAUUCAUUUUGGCUCUUUUUUGGAUUUUCAUUAUUCUUCUUCAAGAUGAUGAUACAGCUCCUGGUUGAUUUUAUGAUAGGAGUGCUUUCGUUGGUAUCUUUUCAUAAACAAUUAAUGAAUUGAAUUCAUAGCAUCUUUUCAUUUGCUGUAAUAUUGAUGAACCUGUUUGUACUUCAAUUUCCAUGGCGACAUUGGCUUAUAUUGUUGUGGUCUUUCAUGUAUUCAGAGCCUGAUUGGUUUGUGAGUGAUGAAUUACUGGUACUAUAUAUUGAAGAUCACUAAAGAAAAAAACCUCAGAUUAAUGCAGUUUAUUCUUACAUGAAUUAUUUCAUGUGAGUGUCAGAAUAUGAUAGCUUGAAGGGACCAUAAUGAAUCUUGUCCUGUCUGUAUAUUUUGUUCAUGUAAUUAUUUGUGCCUCCAUUGUCUCGAGAAAAAGGAUCUCAAAAUCAUUGUUCAACCUGCCAUGUCAACAAUGCUGCAUUUGAUGACUCAAGUUACCUCAAACUUGUGAAAGGGGCAAAAUAUAUUUCAGUGUAAUCGGAAUGAAAUUUAUCAUUUUCGAAAAAGAUACUCUAUCUGAUACAUUUUUGUUGCCCGUAAAAAGCCUGUGUGAGUAUAAAGUGCAGUGUUGUAAUCAUAGAGAACAUUACCGGUACACUUUCAUGAGAGUUGGAUAAAAACCUUUGGGCUGAAUUUCACCUCUGAUCAUAUCCACUAAACUGGGUCCAAAGCUAAGAAGAACUGCUUAAUAACACCUGCCUUGUAAUCUCCACCAGAAGGAAAUAAACUUUUUCAUUUUGCUAAACGGCAAUAAAAACUACGAUCAAUUUAGUGUUAGAAUGAUCCAGUCAAAAGAGCUUCUGUGCGAUGAAUAAAUAAAAAAAGGACAAGAGACAUCGCACACAAGAUUCAUCCCAAGAUUUGUAUCCGACUUAAAUGCUUUAUUGGCUUGAUUUAUUUGCCUUCACACAAGAACUGCCUGUGCCAGAUAUCAUAGGUUGCUGAAAUUUAUACAGCAGAGAGCCUCUUUCCGUCCUUUCUGCAUUCCUUUGUUGUUUGUCUGUGAUUUUAACUGUAUGUUUAUUCGAGAUUGGCAAAUCAUUGGUGACACUAUUUUCUGUUGUAUUCCUUGUACGUAGAUGUCGUUGUCACUGCUACAUUUGACUGCAGAAUGGCUACGUUACAUCAAGCUCUGCGCUCUAUGGCUGCAUAUAGCAAAUGAUGAACAAUGCAGGUUGGCAGUGUUCCACUGAUGUAGUGUCGUCAUUUUGCUGACCGGGGUGACAUAUUUGGCAUCCAAUAUGGCGGCACUUUACAUCAUCUACAUGUAUAGAUUCGUAGUGAUCUACAUUCAGAAAGAUGCUCCUGUAACAGUUUUCUUCAAGUAUCAUGUUAAUUAGCAUGGACACAUUUCACUAUUAAAUAUGAAAGGAUUUGAUGAUAUCAACUUGUUUUGAUCUCAAGAUUCUUACUUUCUUAACGAAUUGCUCUCAUAAUUAGAAGUGAGGUAUGUUCUACUACUGCUAUCGACUAUCAAAACAUUUUUUUACCCUGGUCAAAUCCGAAUGUGUCAUUUGGCAUUGAAUCUCUCAUGCACCAUGAUUGUGAUAAAAAGACCUCACAUUGCUAACGAAAGUCACCAAUGAUAUGACCGAUAUCUCAUGCUCAAUCAUACAGAAACAAGCAACUAUUAUUAGAAGUAUUUUGCUAACUAGACUGUGUAUAUUAAUAUAAGUGUUUGUAAUUGGUUUGUGUUUUAUUUGUUGUACAGAAGUAUAUAAAUUAAGUGUAAUUUCAUUUACAGCGAAGGGUGUUAAUUUGUAUUUUGACCGGAAUGCCCGGGAUUAAUUUAUACAUAUAGUUGACCCCCGUUUUAAACCUGUGACUAAAAAAAGGUGGAGUGAGUAUACAUUUAAUAGUACCGAUAAGGUUUUGACAGUUUCUAUGAAGUAAUUCGCCUGAGUUGAGUUUUGAGUUAUUCUGAAGUUGCCCUGGUGGCUUGUGUAUGGUGUUGCAAAGAAUGCAUAUCAAACCUGUAACAAAAUGUAUUUUCAAUGACAGAACAUUUGCAAAUGGUUUCUUUUUACAUUGUUGAUGUUGCUGGAAAAUUGACUCUUAUAUCUUGGUGUGGAAUAAACUGAUUUGAAAAGUGUUGUGGGAUAAUCUAAAUAGCGCAGAAUAGCUUGCAUUCUGCGUCCUAGUGAAAAGCAAUAAUUAGGGAUGAAAACAGAUAUAGGGUAUAUAAAAAGGCCACGGUCUCUUCAGACACUGCAAAGCCUAUAAUGUGCACUAAUUAUACUUGCAUGAGGAAUAUUCAGGGGUCAGAGAACCUCCUGUUCUUAGGAUUUCGUAUUUGCAAUUAUAUUUGUGUUGUCUGAGAUUGAGGACAUGAGAAAUUUUGAAGGUUUUAUUUAAUGCCAGGCGUUCAUUGUACAUGUAUACAUUGGAUUUGAGUAAGUAAAAUUGUACUGUUACUAAUAAUUCUGAUACACCCUGUAUAGUAGCUUGGCCAUUAUGGGCACCACUAUUAUUGUAAUUACUUAGUAUUCAGGGGUACACCAACAUGUGUAAAAGUUAUGUAAUUCUGUUGGUCAGUCAGGUUAAAUAACUUUCUGAGAUUACAACAAAAAAUCUUGAAGACAUCGUUUGUAGAUUUUUCUGAUAGGUCUACUGCCAAGUGUACAUUGUACUUCGCGUCUUCAGUGUGUCUUCUUUACUCACUGACUAAGUUUGAUACAAAGCAAAAUUAUAAUGUUGUCUUUAGCUUCUGUCUAUUACAAUGAAAUAUUGUUUGUAAUUUUUUAAUCUAAAAAGAGGGGAACCUUCUUGACUUAACAUGCUGUAAAUCGCUAUUGGCACAAGUUUUCAUUUUGUGAUUAUAGCAAAGCAGUCCAGUUGCAACGUUAUUCAUAGCCUGCAUAAUUUGUGGUUGCGUCAUACAUGUUAUGUACUCUUAUAGAUUUUCUGUUACACAAAUGACACAAAAACACUGUGUGGUCUUGGUGUUAACCCCUGUCGUCCACACUACCACUCACAAAGAACCCUGUAAACACAGCAUUAUCACUCCACCUUAGUUACGUCAGUGUUAACUAUCUCUGUAAGAACUUUUCAUACAAUUGUGAAUGUACAGUGCCACAAGUGUAAUAAAAAUAUCUCUGAUAAUGAGAA